AUGCAGCACAGCUGUCACGGCGCAGGUCGCUCUGUUUUUCUCUCCCCCAGCAACACUGCGUACUUCCUGUCCCUGGACAUCUGCCGGCCCCGCGAAAGGGGGGGAGGGGGGGGGGUGUCCGCGGCGGCGGGGGCGGUCGGCAGUUUCGUCGGCCAGAUCUCGAAGAUCAAAGGGAACCAGGCGAGCAGAUACGAACACGUGUCUGUGAAACAGAACACGCACAGCGCAGUGCCCGCCAGGUGCAGAGGUUCGUCGGUCGGAGGCGAGAUCAGCCACGCAGUCAUGAGCCACAUGAACAAAUUCGGGAGGGUGGCGGUCUGUGGCUCAUUCUCCACGUACAACACGGGUGUCAUGCGCAAAGCUGAAGCGACCCAGGAGUCUGCAGACAAGCAGCUGCGAGUGGAAGGCCACCCAGGGAAAGUGAAGUACCGCGAAACCAUCACGGAGGGUUUCCGGAACAUGCCCCAGGCGUUCAUCGAGAUGCUUCGUGGGAAGAACUUCGGCAAGGCCGUGGUCGAGGCCUGA
This is a messenger RNA of Bacillus rossius redtenbacheri, 525 nucleotides long. Its product is annotated as prostaglandin reductase 1-like. NCBI's taxonomy places the organism in Eukaryota, Metazoa, Arthropoda, Insecta, Phasmatodea, Bacillidae. Gene Ontology annotation, molecular function: 15-oxoprostaglandin 13-reductase [NAD(P)+] activity. Bases 1 to 525 code for a protein of 174 amino acids. The transcript is spliced from 5 exons. Gene Ontology annotation, biological process: prostaglandin metabolic process. The record is from RefSeq and is a predicted model, not a curated record.